UGAGCAGUGUACGAGCGACACUGUGGACUGCACUAAAGUGUGAAUAACUGCAAAUGGAUUCAAGGUGAAAAGUUUGAGCUGUGAGUUUCAUACACCGCGAGGGAGAAGAGCCAAAAGCAGGACUCCAAUGGAUGAGGGAGAAAAAGUGCACCUUGUCCCUCUUUAUGGACUGAGAGAGCACCAUGUUCAACUGCACUCCUGUUCUGAAGAUUCAGAGUUUUAUGUGGUUGUUCAAGGGUCUCGGCUCACUCAUGUGACAGCAGCAAAACUGGGAGACGAUGGUCACACAUUGAGCUUUGUGGUUCCAGGCCAUGAUCUUCCAGAAGGUGUGUUGGUUACACCCUACAGAUUAUCCGAGGACCAUGUUGAGCCUUGUGGAAUAGAAUUCUCGUUCCAGUAUAUUAAGGAUGUGGCUCAAGACAUUGCAGAAUACUUAAAAUCAAGCAGUAACCAGCUUGGACCCCACAGUUACCUUCACAUUCAGAAGAUCUUUUGCAAAUCGACCCAGAGAAAUGAAGAGUUUCCUGACAUUAAAGAAGAUCUGAGGUUGUUGGAUGAGAAAAUAACAUGUGCUAUGUCAAACCUUGUUUACCCUUUGGAGUGGACAAAUUCAGACUUUCAAACUAGGCAACAUAAUGAAACCGAUUCUGAUCCGCAGAACAGUAAACCCAUUCUGCACCUUGCUGUACACUUGGGUUUGGUUCAUCUUUCUCAUUUUCUUACUUAUCAACAUAAAAAUCAAAGGCCACUUAUUCUACCCAGUCAGGAUGUGGACACUCCUCCGAUUGUUCAGAAAGGAGAAGAGCACUCUGCAGACCCAGCUGCAGGUGUGUGGUGCCUGUGGUCUGACAGUUCAAGCAUGUUGAGGUUCUGUCUUGCAUUAAACUCUUUGUUUCUCACUGUGCAACACUCACUGGGCCAAAGCUCCCAUCAGACAAUCAUUCAGACACUCCGAGAACGCCUAAAGGAUCCUUCUACUUUCAAACUGGUCACUGCAUUUAAAUCCUACAGUGAGGUUCACCAAAAACAGUAUUUGAAUGACAAAGAUUUGAAAAAGAAGUUGUGCAUGGAAGAGACCCAGACAAACAAUGGUUUUGAAGAGCAUCUUGUUCUUUCUUUGGAUGAUGACAGCUGUGAAGUUUGCCCAUCCUCAUUAUCAGUAAAUACAUCUCUACGAUUUGAUGGAAAGUACAGUUUGAUGAACAUCCAAAAUGACCUAGAGGGCACAUCUGAGGGUGACACUGCUGUUCACAAAGUUCACAUUUCUGGAGUGACAAGUAACAGCACUAGAACAGACAGUCAGUUAUGGGACGUAGAGGACACAGCUCAAGCCCUGAUGAAUAUGGAUAAUAUGGAUCUAAGUCCCAGUCUAGUGGCUCUGGAGUUGAACAGUGAGGAUGACAGCACUGAUGCAAUGUCACUAUUGUCCCCAUUCCUACCUGACGUUGAAGAAAACGAUGUGAAAUUAAAAGAUUUUAGUCCGUUUUCUACAUUAAGUUGCACUCGCAGUCUAUCUGCCUCCUCAUGUGAACACACCUCAAAAGAACCAAAACAGGACGUCAGACUGCGCUCCUAUUCAUAUUCUUCCUCCAAAAUUGGUUUCUGUCAAGAUCAGUCCACCCGAGACAUCAGUCCUGAUCGCACGGACAGCGUCAGUUAUGGCCGAUCACUUCUUCAGGCCCUCUCUUUGUCUAAAUCUUUGUCUCUUCUACACCCUUAUAAGCAAAAAACCUCUAUAUCCGAACAGUCACAUGAGAAAAGGGAGGUUAGUUUCUGCAAACGUGCUCAGUCUGCUGAAGAUGAGUGCAGCCUUGAGCUGGUUCAGUCCCUCCAACAUCUCACCCUGUCCGAGUUCCUCAAAGAAAUUGAAGAGGAGGAGCAGGACAAGUAUAACGCCCCAGUGAAGGUGGAGUCAGAGAAACAUAAAGUGAUUCGUACUUUCAGUUUUCUUAAGAACAGGAUGUCUACCACACGCAUUAAAUCCAAGGGAAAGAAAGACAGAGAGGCUAAAGACAGACAAUUGAAUGGACAUCAGUUUUCCUCUGGCCCGUGUUUGGGCCCUACCAUGUGUAUGGUUUGUGACAAACCAGCCACUGGAAAGGCUAUUUUGCAUUGCUCUGUUUGCACUACCAUUGUUCAUAAAAACUGUAAAGACUCUAUCCCCCCAUGUUUAAAGAAUAAGUAUGCUGUUCCCAUGGUAAAGAAUAAGACAGCAUCUCUCCCACAGAAUUUUAUAAUCCGGGAGAGUCCACCUCAGUUUAUCCCUGUUCCAACAUGUAUACCCCCUGACGAAAAAAAAGACAUUGGAACACUGCCAUGCCCUCUUUUCAAAAGUGCUGAAAGACUUGAGAGUGAAAAUUCAGAAUCAGAAUCUGAUCAUUCUAAAGUGACCAGCUCAACAGAAGACCCCAUAAUAACUCCAGUGUCAACCACUGACUUCUCAUCAGGAGAAGAUUGUGUAGAUGCAUAUAUUUUCAAAGACAUCUUGGUGGAUGCGGCACAUUAUGAGGCUGAGUCAUGGAGUUCUUCUGUAGACCACAGAUUUUGUAGAAAACAGGACAAAAAAUGUGUCAAAAGACAGGACAUUAUUUAUGAGCUGAUGCAGACGGAGAUCCACCACCUCCAGACCCUGCAUGUGAUGGCCGAGGUGUUCAGGAGAGGUGUGAAAGAGGAGGUCCAGCUGGAUGCAGAGGCAGUGGAGCGCCUCUUCCCCUGUCUGGACCAGCUGCUGCUUUUCCACCAUGGCUUCUUCUCAGCUUUGAAGGAACGACGCCAGAACUCACAGUCUCAGGGACAGAACAACUACCUUAUUCAGCGGAUUGGAGAUGUGUUACUUCAACAGUUUUCAGAUGAAAAUGGAAAGAAAAUGACUCAUUUAUAUGGGGAGUUUUGCAGUCAUCAUAUGGAAGCAGUCAGCUUCUUCAAAGAACUGCAGUUAAAUAACAAGAAAUUUCUAAAUUUUAUCAAGCAACAAGGAAAUAAUUACUUGGCACGAAGAAGGGAAAUUCCAGAGUGCAUCUUGCUAGUAACCCAAAGGAUUACUAAGUACCCAGUUCUGCUGGAGAGGAUUUUGCAAUACACUCAAGCUGGCACAGAGGAGCAUAGGGAUCUUACAAAAGCACUUGCUCUGAUUCGAGAUGUGAUAAUAGCAGUAGAUCAAAGAGUUUGUAAAUAUGAACGGCAGCGAAAGUUACAGGAGGUGUGGACACGGAUGGAGAAUCGUAGUUCUGCUAAACUGAAGAAUGGACAUACUUUCCGCAAGCAGGACAUGAUGAGGCCAGGACAAACACUCUUACAUGAGGGGGUGCUCCUCUGGAAGUCUGCCACAGGACGACUUAAAGAUGUUUUGGCCCUUCUUCUUACGGACACAUUAAUCUUCUUACAAGAAAAAGAUCAGAAGUUUGUCUUUGCUGCCGUGGACCAGAAACCCCCAGUCAUUGCACUCCAGAAACUAAUAGUGCGAGAAGUGGCCAAUGAGGAGAGAGGGAUGUUUUUGAUCAGUGCUUCCAUAGCAGGGCCAGAGAUGUAUGAGGUCCACACAAGCUCUAAAGAUGAACGAAACAUCUGGAUGAGACUGAUCCGAGAGGCAGUGGAGAGCUGUCCAGAAGAAGAGCAAGAUUACACAAGUGAAUCGGAGGAGGAGAGACGAGCGGCUGAUGCUCGUUUGCAAAAAAUCCAUAGAUUACAAGAAAGUCUUAUGAGCCAUGAUCAGCAGAUUUGCACAAGUUUAGAGGAAAAGCUGCAGAUCUAUGCUGAGCUUUCUGCUGUCACUGGAAAGAGCGACAGCUCUAUUGCUGAGCCAAGAUUGUUGGUUCGAAAACAGCAGGAAGAUGUGCCACAUGCAGCUUUACUGUUGAGUGCCGCUCUACAGGAAGCUGAGACGUUGAAAACCAUUCUCUCAGCAAAGACAUCUUCACGGUUGCCAGGGGGCAACCUUGAGUACGAUGUUGAUUCCAUGUUUUCUGUCAGUCCCUCUUCACAUUUGGAGUCUUACUCAUCUGUGACUUACCCUGAGGAAAAUGAGGAGGGCUGGUCCAAAGAAGAUUCUGAUUUUCAUUCUAUGAUGGAAAUGCAGAAAAAAGACAUAUAUUUAAAGGUUUCUCAAAGUGUUCUAAGUCUAACACAGUUACUCUACAGUCUCAAGAUUCAGAAAAAAGUUAUUGAUGUUAAAGACUUGUUGAGAUGCUGUAUUUGCUUGUCAUCGCUGUACCAGGCUGCAGUGACCCUUCAGGACAGCUGGUACGAAGUUCAGAAGCUAUUAGCAUCAGAAAUUGAGCGCCCAUCACCUCGCCCACAGUCCCGCCCUCACUUCACAAGUCUCCGGGGAAACACACUGCAAGAACAGGAGAAACAGAGAAACUUGGAGAAACGAAAAGAAGAAGUGGCCACUGCUCAAAGACUUCAGGAUCAUCUACGGCAGGAAAAAGAGCGUUGGGAACGAGAAUGCCAAACAAGAGAGAACCAGCAGGAGGAGCUAGAGAGGCGGCUACAAGAAAGAGAGAAACAAUGCCACCUAGAGGCAGAAAGACUGAAGCGUGAGAGAGAAGAGUUGGAUACACAAUUGGAGGAGUACCAGCAGAGCUUAGAGAGGCUCAGAGAAGGCCAAAAGAGUGUGGAGAAGGAACGUGAACGUCUGGAGGCCCAGAACAAGAGGGUCCAUGUCUGGAGACACAGCCAGCAGAGAAAUACUGGGAUACAACACAUGGUCAUACCAUUAGACACACAUCAGACCCCUGCAAUGACUCAGUCUGCAGAUCCUAACGAUAAUGGCUCUGUAUUUGUGAAUGAGGCCAAUACCAGCAUCAACAACCGUCAUGUCCACCACAGAGAAAAUGACCCCUCUACACAUAACUGCCUGAAUGCCCUGCUGGCUCGGUCCAACAGCAGACGGUCCUCCAGUGGUCUGAGUACAACCAGCCCAGAGUCAGACAGCGCAGCCUGGGUAAUGGGCCCUGGAUACUUCUAUUCCCCUACGGGAAGCCAAGGAAAUGGGCACACACCCACUGAUCACAGAGAAGGCUCCAUCCGAGAGGCUUGGUCGUCCACAGCCGACUCUUGCUUCAUGCUUCCACAUCACAGUGACCCUCUGGACCUGUUUUCUGCUGAUGCAGACAGCAGUGGGGAGGAGCCCAAGGAGGAGACUAUUGUGUAUCUCUAAAGAAGGACAAACAUCUAAGCACUUAGAGAUUCAAGGUUAGCUUUGUGUAAAUUUUGUCUUUCAUUUGUACAUUUGUGUAUAUUAGAAAAAUCACAAGAUCAUUUUCAAUGAAACACUUGGUUGCUUUAAAUAAUAUUGUUGUAUAUAUUCAAACAACUUUCAUUUCUUUUAGUUUCUCCAUUGUGUAUUUAACAUUCUCCAUAGUUGCUGUUGUUGUAAAUGUACAGUUUCUGGCACUAUAUUUAUUAAAUAUACUAAAUGUUACAUUAAAAUA
Boleophthalmus pectinirostris (great blue-spotted mudskipper) is the source of this 5432-nucleotide messenger RNA. RefSeq names its product Rho guanine nucleotide exchange factor (GEF) 28a (gene arhgef28a). The record is from RefSeq and is a predicted model, not a curated record. Bases 128 to 5158 code for a protein of 1676 amino acids. The transcript is spliced from 36 exons. Gene Ontology annotation, biological process: regulation of Rho protein signal transduction. Lineage: Eukaryota; Metazoa; Chordata; Actinopteri; Gobiiformes; Gobiidae. Gene Ontology annotation, molecular function: guanyl-nucleotide exchange factor activity.